AUGGACACCUGGGCCUGCACAGCACUCUCCGACGUCAACAUAGCCGAUGCCAGCGGUUUUGAUCAGUGUCCGUCUCCGCUUGGGACCGACUACCGAGACCAGCGUCUCCGCAAUGCUGAGCUUGAGCGAGCCGUGCAGGAGCUCCGCGAAAAGGUCGACGAAGAGGUGCAUAAGCGUCAGGUCGUCGACUUUGACCGGGAGCUGGCCAUCGAUGCCUUGAGAGAGAAACCGCGCACCAUUGAACGACACGAUACAGCGGUGGAAUCGCAUUCCGAUAAAGUUGAGAGGUGCGGCAUCGUUGAUUCAGUCCCUGUCGCUCAACAACACCAAGGCUGGCACCUAAAUGACAACCAUGAAGCAUCGAGAUCGCUUCCAAGCCCGAUAUGUCCUCAAGAGUCACUUUCAGCAAAUUAUCGAGAUAAACCCGUGUUCGCUCUCCCUAGCUACACGGUAGAUCAGCACCUUAUGGAGCUCGAGGCGCCACACACGCUACUCCCUAUAGCCUCUUCGGAAGACACUUCGCAGAAGUGGGAUAAAGACUAUCUCAUCACCCCGAUUACGACAGACACCGCUCGUCUAAACAGUUUGCCUAGACGUGGAUAUACGACCCUGCCUCCUAUCAGCCGCCGACACCUUCCGAUAUCUAUGAAGGAAAUCAGAACGCACGAAAGUAACGAACCCUAUAUCCAGCACGGCGGCUCGAGGCGGUCGGUGCAGAAAGUCACCGGAAAGACAUUAAGAAUACAAAGCACAGGCUUAAGAAAGUCAACCGUCGUAGAGCGAGGACAAUACCGCGGUGGGUGGCUUGCGGUAGAGUUCAAGGUAUUGCUCAAGACACUUCGCAACAAGUCUGACGAGCAGAUAUACGGUGUGCAUGUCCAUGCUCAAUAG
Messenger RNA from Emericellopsis atlantica, 891 nucleotides. RefSeq lists its product as uncharacterized. The coding region runs from base 1 to 891 and encodes 296 amino acids. The record is from RefSeq and is a predicted model, not a curated record. The transcript has 3 exons. NCBI's taxonomy places the organism in Eukaryota, Fungi, Ascomycota, Sordariomycetes, Hypocreales, Bionectriaceae.